CUAUGCAAUUCCGGCAUGAAGAAUUGCCGGCCUCUGAACGAGUCCCCUCGCCGUAGCCGCCGCCACCGUCAGCCACUCAGCCAUCCCUCUCAAUCCGAUUCGACUCCCGCGUCGGCCUCGCUCUGAGCGCAGCAACCCGCAACCACUACAUCGAACGCCGCCCUCUGUUUCUUUUAAUCUCUCCUUCCUCAUUCCCAUCGUCGUCGUCCGCCCAGCCAGCUCCCAAUGCGUCCAAACGCGCGCGCCCAUAAAUUAAUUAUCAGGGUGUCACCAUUACUACACCACUCGCGCAGAGGCUAGCACGCCGAAGCAGCUGGCCGGCCGAGAGCGUGCAUGCGAGCGAGCGCGCGGGGCGCAUGGCAGCGAUCGCGAGGGGGAGCGUGCGGGAGGUCCGCGUCAGCGACGUGGAGGCGGCCGGGCUCGCCAAGGCCGACGCGGGGCCCUUCCUCGCCGCCCUCCGGUCCGCGGUCGGCGGCGGCGACGCGGCCGCCGCGUGGGCGGCGGUCGUGGCGGCGGGGGUGCUGCGGCCGGACCACCCGCACGCGCUGCACCAGCUGGUGUACUACUCCGUCUACGCCGGCUGGGACAGCGCCCAGCGCGGCCCGCCGCCCUACUGGUUCCCCUCCGCGAUUGACUGCAAACAAACAAAUCUCGGGAGAGUGAUGGAAGAGAAUGGACCCAAGCUGCUAGGAGCAUCCUAUAAGGAUCCAAUUUCAAGCUUUGGCCUCUUCCACAAGUUCGCCGUUGAGAAUCAGGAGGUCUACUGGAAAAUUGUGCUAAAGGAGCUCUCCACCAAGUUCCUACGAGAACCGACGUCGAUUCUAGACGCGUCAGAUAAGUCAAAGAAGGGAGGAACAUGGUUCCCAGGUGCAGUGCUCAACAUUGCUGAAUGUUGUCUCCUGCCAUGGCCUUCCCAAAACAGGACAGAUGAUAGCACGGCCAUUGUAUGGAGGGAUGAGGGCUUCGACGAUUAUCCAGUGAACCGUAUGUCAUUGAAGGAGCUUCGCACUCAAGUGAUGACUGUUGCAAAUGCGCUUGAUACCAUGUUCCAAAAGGGGGACAGGAUUGCAAUCGACAUGCCUAUGACAUGCGACGCGGUCAUUAUUUAUUUGGCAAUCAUCCUUGGAGGCUUUGUUGUUGUGUCAAUAGCAGACAGUUUUGCACCUCAGGAGAUUGACACCCGCAUGAGGGUUGCAAAAGCAAAGGCAAUCUUUACUCAGGAUUUCAUAUUUAGGGGAGGGAAGAAAUUUCCUCUUUACAGCUGUGUCAUGAAAGGGACUUCAUGUAAAGCUAUUGUAAUUCCUGCAACUGGAGACUGUCUUGGAGUUACACUAAGGAGUGGCGAUAUGUCCUGGACAAAUUUUCUUUCUCGUGCCGCUGGAAGGUCAUGCAUGUACUCUCCAGUUUAUCAAUCUGCAGACGCCCUAAUUAAUAUACUGUUUUCAUCAGGAACAACUGGAGAGCCAAAAGCUAUACCAUGGACACAACUUUGCCCCAUCAGAUGUGGAGCUGAUACCUGGGCAAAUUUGGAUGUUCGCCCAAAGGACAUAGGCUGCUUGCCUACAAAUCUGGGUUGGGUUAUGGGACCUAUUCAAUUGUUCUCAUGCUUUUUGAAUGGCGCGACAUUGGCUUUAUAUCAUGGUUCUCCACUUGGACGUGGUUUCUGCAAAUUUGUCCAGGAUGCCCAUGUGAGUGCAUUAGGAUCUGUGCCUAGCUUGGUGAAGUCAUGGAAGGCUGGGAAUCACACUAAAGGGCUAGACUGGACCAAAAUCAGGGUACUAGCUACGACAGGGGAGGCUUCUGAUAUUGAUGAUAAUCUGUGGCUAUCUUCGCGUACCUGUUACAAGCCCAUUGUUGAGUGCUGUGGUGGUACAGAGCUGGCAUCCUCAUUCAUUCAAGGGAGUCUUCUGCAGCCCCAAGUUUUUGGAGCUUUCAGUGGUGCAUCAAUGUCCACAGGGUUUGUCAUACUCGAUGAACAGGGAAAUCCAUAUCCAGAUGAUCUACCUUGUUCUGGAGAAGUGGGUCUCUUCCCUUUAUAUUUUGGUGCCACCGAUCGGCUUCUGAAUGCUGACCAUGAUAAGGUUUACUUCGAUGGAAUGCCCAUUUACAGAGGACGGCAACUCCGACGACAUGGAGAUAUAAUCCAGAGGACAGUAGGUGGCUACUACGUGGUACAGGGCAGAGCAGAUGACACCAUGAAUCUUGGAGGGAUUAAGGUUGAAGCUGCUCCUUUCAAUGUUUUCAGUCCAUCGUUUGCAUUUCAUGGAACCAAUUCAUUGUUGCUCUUUUCUGGACAGACAAGUUCAGUGGAGAUCGAACGGGUUUGUAACGGAGCCGAUGAAGGUCUGCUGGAAACAGCAGCUGUUAGCGUCAAACCUUCCGGCGGGGGACCAGAACAACUGGCCAUCUUGGCAGUGCUAAAAGAUAGAUCCGCGCCAUACGAUGAGAAUCUUCUGAAGAGGAAGUUCCAGAGAGCCAUCCAGAGGAACCUCAAUCCCCUUUUCAAGGUGAGCUAUGUGAAAGUCGUCCCCGAGUUCCCGAGAACUGCUUCGAACAAGCUGCUGAGAAGGGUCCUGAGGGAUCAGCUGAAGCAAGAACUGGCGAAUCGCAGCAAGCUUUAAGGGGCCUGUGGGAUGCUUAUAUUUUUUUUCAGUAGGAAAUAGCUCUUCAUAAUCCAAGUAUUAUUAAACUCUGGGUGUGUACAGCUCAUUGGAAGUAAUAAGGGUGAUUUGCUCGCUAAAAUGGACCGCUGUAUGUUUGAAGGUUUUUAAGUCCUAACAUUUUUCUUA
Molecule: messenger RNA, 2789 nt
Organism: Hordeum vulgare subsp. vulgare (domesticated barley)
Lineage: Eukaryota; Viridiplantae; Streptophyta; Magnoliopsida; Poales; Poaceae
Product: probable CoA ligase CCL12
Exons: 13
Coding region: 357-2621 (754 amino acids)
Source: RefSeq, a predicted model, not a curated record